GUAAUAAACAAUCGGCGGAGGGAUUUAGUGCGGCGGGCGAGUGGGUUGGGGGGGAUUCGUCACGUGACGUCUCCGCCCGGCGCGGCCGCGUCCCUCGCCUCGUCGUUGCGUGUGUGAGGGGAGGUACCCAAACCUAAACAUCAUGUGGUUUGGCUGACAUGGCAGGGAGAAGCUCUACCUAGGCUGCCAGAGGUGGCAUUCCUUACCAAGUAUACUGCACAAUGGGUUUUCUAGGCAGAACUCCCUCCGUGAGGCCCAUCUUUAGUUCUCUCCUUGGAAAAGUUGUCUGAAGGCUGCAGGGACGUGCAGAGUUCCUUCACCAUGUCUAUACUACAGGCCCUGGGUCCUGUGCAGACGUGGUUGGGCCAGGAGCUGGAGAAGUGCGGGAUAGAUGCUGUGAUUUACACACGUUACAUCCUUAGCCUUCUCCUCCAAGACACCUUUGAAGUGGAACCUCAAGAACAGGAAGGUAACAUCUGUGUGCCAUGGGACAAAGGACCAGGUCGCCGCUUGGGUAAGAACAAGAAGAAGUGGACGUCUGGUCUAAGUUUGGAGGAGAUGAAGAAGCAGGCUGCUGUCCAAUGUCUCCGCUCUGCUUCAGAAGAGACAUCCGGUAUAGAAAUGUUGGUGGAAGAGCUCUGUUGUAAAUUAAAAGAUCUCCAAGACCAGCAAAAGGAUGGACAGUCUUUUGGGAAGCUCACACCAAAGAAAGGAUCUCCGUCACUUGAUGAUGGGCCAACUUCUAACAAGGAUGAAGCUGAAAUGUACUACGAAGCAUUCCCUGCUCUAUCAGAAAAGACUGCUCCAUUUCCUGCAACUUCGACAUCUGUCUGGGUCUGUAAAGCCAAGAUGCUACGAGGCACCAGUUCUUCCACCUCUGACUCUGUCUCUUCAUCAUCUACCCUCCAGCAAGCCUGCACAGACACCUGCUCCCCAGUAGAGAUAUGCAGCGAUGAUGACGAGACAGUCCGGGAGAGACCGUCUGGGAAGCUAGAGUCUGGUAGUUCUCCAGGGCAGAGAGACAGCGGCAAAGAGAACGAGCAUGAUCGCAGCAUCUGCAAGCGUCAUAAGGCCAAGCCAUCUUUCUCGCGUCGGCAAGGAAGGGUUAGGUUGUCUGGAGAAGGGAAAUUGCCUAGAACACAUUCGGGCUCUUCUGACUCGAGUGAUGCUGGAUCUGCCUCUGGCUCCAACAGACCGUUUGAAGUGAACACCUUGAGAAAGGCAUUACGUCUCAAGCAGAGAAUUAGAGAAACUGACCGGGUACCAAGGUUACAAGAAGCAAUGGUUAAGCCGUCAAGGAAAUAUUCUAAGAAAUUUGACAAAAGCAAAUAUUUUGGUGGUACAGCCAGAUAUGAAUCAUAUUCCAGAGGGGGCUUUGCUGAAAAAGAAAGGAGAAAAAGUAAUGAUUUGGAAUUGACGAGUGAAGAAAACCUGUUUGGCCAAACUAGAAGACAAGGUCUUCAAGAAGAACCAAUGUGGUAUACAGAACCCCUUGGUGUUUGCUUUGUGUCGCAGAACCAGAAGAGCAAACUAGAAACGUCGUACCGUGGGCUUGCUAGUUCACAAGCUGAAAACUCUGAGUUGCAUCCACAGGCCAAGCGUUCCGAAGAAGUGCAUCCGCCACAUUACAGUAAAAAUACAUACGAUGAUGUUUUUAGGUCAGCAGGCACAUUUAUUGAUGGGUGCUUUGUGGAAGUGCCAGUAGUUUCUUCUGAUGGAGCUGAGCGUGAAAUGCCAACUACAGAGCUAAAGAACAACAUCCGUACUGAGCUAAACUGUUUAGACUGUGAUUACUUCCGUGAAGUAAAUUUUUAUCAAUCCAUGUUGGAUCCUUCUGCAUCUGAAUUGCUGCCUAACAGCAGUCGUAUAUUAAAGCUAAUCCACCAAAACAGCACGGAGCACGUUUCAGUGGAAAGUGAAAAUCAUGUUGGUUCUUUUGAGACUCAAAGUAAAGAAAGUGAAAGUGCAAUAUGGACAGAUGAACAGGUUUUGGAAAAACCUGAAAUUAUGAACCUCCGUGAUUCCCAGGAUGGCAACAAUAGCAUUAACAAGCUGAGCCCAACAGUUGCUCGGUUCUGGGAUUGUUCAUCUCCUUCAUUCUGUUCAGAAGAUGAAGGCUCGCAAGAUGACCAUCUUGUGUCAUUUUUCAACAGUCCAAUUUUCCACAUUGAUGAGAGAUUUGGUUGCCUUGUAAUCAAAAGCAAGGAGUGCCCUCAAAUUGAACAGUUAAAUUCUGACAAAGAUAAGUUUCCCAAACCUGACCCCGGUUUAGAUAUGGCUGCUCUUUUCCCUGAAGUAGACGUUCAGUUUACAAACCAACCUCGGGGCCCUUUGGAAGUGUUUGUAGACACAGUAAGUGAGAAGCUUGGUUCAGCAUUAUGGGAAGAUGCAGGUGCAGCAAAAACCUCUCGCCUGGCAAUGUGGACCCGCUCGCAAACGUGUGAAGAUGAUGGCCCUUUCUCUAGUUUGUCCACACGGACUGGCAGUCCAUGGUCCCAUUCUGAUGAUGUUCGUUCUGAAGAUGCAGCUUCCUUCAGCUUACAGGGUGACGAUUCAUCAAAAUUUUCAGCAGAGGAAAAGAAUGUUAGUAGCCUAACUGAUUCUGUCACCAUGCAAGAGUCUGAUCUUCUCAACUUAAUUCCACAACAUAACCAGUUUGAUGUUGAUGGUGCUUUUCGAAAACUGCCCCCAUUAAGCUGCAAGCAUGGAUCGAAGUUGGCUGCUGUUUGUGGUAUACAAUUAGAGGAAGAUGGAGAGGAAAUCCCACUUGUCAAUGAAAAUAUUUAUUUGUCCGCCCCUCUUUUAGCAUUUCCUCACCAAUCUAGCUCAGGGAAUUCAAUACAAUUUUUGAACGAGACCUCUCAUGAGGUUUUGCCACCACCAAACUUCAGCCACUCUGCUUCUGUUACAAACCAUACUUUAACAGUCGAGGUUACAACCCCACCUUGCAAUGUAGAAGUAAAAAAAUGUUUGCCUAAAAUGGCUUCAACAGCUGUACAGCGGUCAGAGUAUCGUCUUUGGGAUAAUGUAAAUUCCAAUGCAUCAGUAAUGACAGAAGGAACAUCAGAAAAAGUGUGGGAUAUGACUGAGGAAACAGACACGUCGUUUAUUUUGGGUGGUGUAUAUGGAACAGGAAAGCAUUUAAAGGAUGAAUGUUCAAGCAUGCAGAACUGGUCUUCUGUAUCUAGCACUGAACAAAAAGACAGCAGUUUGCUUGAGAGUGCAUCCCCAAAUGCAGUAAUUAUUGCAGGCUCAAACUUGUGUAUGGCACCAAAUUUUCAUGCACAACACAAAUCCCUUUGGAAAUCUCGCUUUCCAUUUGCUCAAGGUGGACUGUCUGUAAAGUGGGAGGAAAGAAUGGAUGCCACCAUCCCAUUCCUUUUGCAAGAUGAUUGUGGGGGAAGUUACAGCAAUUACCUUGGAUCAGAUUUUUGUCACAGCCCUGGCAUCAAGUGCACUUUUCCGUCGCUAGAUCUCAACAGUCAUUUUUCACAUCUUCUGAGUGUCCAAUGUGCUGUACAGCCUGAUGUCGAUUCUCCACUGGAUGCUCCCUUCAAGCCGAAACCCGUUUUGAGCUCGGGCACGGAAGCACACAACCUGGAACACCAAAAAGUGUAUGGGCUUUGCCAGAUGCAGUACCGUGCCAUACGGAUCUCGCCACGUACCCACUUCCGCCCAAUUCAAGCUGGCGAGCUUUCUCCAUUUGCAGGUGAUACAUCAGACUCUGAAUCGGAGAAGGGUGAUGAAACCCUGCCCAUUGUAACAUACAGCGACUUGUUUGAACAGCCAGAGGCCGAUCUAAGGCCCCUAGAAGAAGAUGCAGUCGCUAAUUACCAGGAAUACAAAUGCUAUGCACAAAGUGAAACCGAUACACAACAUAUGGAGGUUCCACAAGUAAGGAAGACUGCGAUUGAGAGGGGAGCACAAACAUCCCUGGACUCGCAAGAUAAACUCACUGUGGCUUGUGGGGAUGAUUGUGUUCAUGAGUGUGCGUCUGAAAGUUCCAGUGCGCCUCACGUUAUUGGGUGCUUUGGUUCCAAUGCAAAGCAUGAUGCCAAUAAGGACAUUGAGCAACAAAGCACUGGUGGAGAACGUGGAACAGAUGAGUGCUAUGGAUCCUUCAUUCUUGGUGGAGUUUACUCAACUUCUGAUGAGCAAGAAAGAUAUGCAAAGCCUUUUCUUGCUUGUAAGAAUUGUUGGUCUGACAAUGAGACCAAGGAGCAAGAAGACGAUUGCUGGAAUUUGUUGGACUCUAUUUCUCGUCUAACAAUCAGAUGUUCCAAACCUCCAGAGUCGUGUGAAAAGGGAGAUUCCAGCUGGAUUAACAAGCAGUUGGGUAACAUCCAGACAAGCCAAGCCAGCGAGGUUGACUGUGGCAUUCAGUGUGCCACAUUUCAGCCCGAUGUGUCUGCUGUAGUGGAGGGAAGGCAUACUUUUCCCGGCAGGCUGGGUUCUUUCUUCAUUGGAGACCCUGACCUCUCGGACAGCUCAGACGACGCGGAGAGUGAUGGGAGCCAAGAUGAUGACACCACCUUCAGCGAGAAGGAUGAACCCAUCUAAGACAGGCAGCCGUCAUCUACUGGCCGUCUUUGCUGAGUUCGAUUUUUAAUGUUUUGCCUGCAUAAUAAUAAUAAACCUGUGUUAGGAGGGGUUUUUUCUUUCAUUUUUGUCUGCUUGCUCUGCAAAAAUGUGAAGUGGCCAUUUAAUAGCCUUAAAAUUUGAAAUAGUAAUUUGAUUAAUUCAGUGUUUUACUAAAUUAUGUACAAACGAGAUAUACCUUGACACCCAUGCAUCUGUUCAAUUGAUCCUGUUUUUAAGUAGACCGAAUUUGAAUGAUACUAACAUACAGCUCUUACACACCAUUGGAAUUUGUAAGCUACCAUAUGCAGGUUGCCCUCAUGGAUGCACAGAAAAUGCAUAACAGAAUUUCAGCUUAGAAAUGUAUGCGGAUGUGUAAAUAUUAAGCUGACAGUAUUUGAACUAGACCUUUCACAGAAAUAAAAAAUAAUUCCGCUUCAUUGCUAUGGGAAUUAGGAGAAAUUUUCAAUAAAAAAUGUUGUAAAUCGGAACAAAUUGAACUUAUAACUAAACAAUGGGCUAAACUAAAUUUGUUUUUCAAUUGCAUUCGCUAGGCCUGAUUGUUAAAAAGAACAAGUUUUAAGGCUUAAAAUGUAAACGUUUACAUUUUGUGGCAUGCAGAAUGUCUGAGCUUCCUUUGUUGCAUAGUAUAAUGCUUUAUAAAAUAAAACAUACUGCAGUUGUGGUCUGCACGUAGUUUCGGUUUUGGACUGGCGUUUUUUGCAGUGCACAUUUAUUACAUUUGUAAAUGCACAAGGUCAAAUUAUUAAUUAGAUCAGUUUACCAGUUUAAUUUGAACAUUUUGUCGAACAUUUGAAUGCAUACAAAUUGUGUACAGUCUUCUCCCAUUCAGAUAUUGAUGUGUGGUGAAACUCCUGACGGUUUCAUAACAUCUGAAAUAUGGUUCUGGAAUUCAAGUGAAAAUGUAAUUCUUCCAAACCUUUAGGUAAAGGGUAGUGUUAUGGUUGUUGGUGGAGGGUGAAUUUGACAAGUUGGCUAGCUUCAAUGAGUCCAAACUCAAGCUAGGAUGAUUAAGUUGAUUAAUGAGAAAAAAAAUGGAACUGCUUUGUGGCAGAAGCCCCCUGAAGAGCAAUGCUCAGUGUGGAUGUAGCUGAUGCCAAUUAAGGCAGUAGCCAGUGGCACAUUAAUGGGUAAAACCUUUUACAACUAUUUUUGUUCUCCAAUUAGUCUAAGCAAACUGUAA
This is a messenger RNA of Petromyzon marinus (sea lamprey), 5782 nucleotides long. Its product is annotated as KIAA0232 ortholog. The record is from RefSeq and is a predicted model, not a curated record. Lineage: Eukaryota; Metazoa; Chordata; Hyperoartia; Petromyzontiformes; Petromyzontidae.